Emericellopsis atlantica is the source of this 2164-nucleotide messenger RNA. RefSeq lists its product as uncharacterized. Lineage: Eukaryota; Fungi; Ascomycota; Sordariomycetes; Hypocreales; Bionectriaceae. The record is from RefSeq and is a predicted model, not a curated record. The transcript has 2 exons. The coding region runs from base 407 to 1867 and encodes 486 amino acids.
AGAAACGCAUGUCCUGUGCAUGAGGAAAGAAAACAUAUAUCUGUAUAUCCGUAGUAAUACCUACUCGGAGUGGAAGAUUUGCUCCAAUCGACACAACCCCGUCCACAGUGCACACAUGAUUAUCUCGAACAUGGACACGACUCUCCGAGCGACGUGUCAGAUUCUCAACCCCCAGCCCUGGCUGGUCCCACAGCCAAGCCAGUCAGGCCCCGCAGUAUCAUCUCCGGAAUCUUUGGCGAAAGGGGGGAACCCUGAGGCGGCGAGGGGGGCCCCUUCGAGUCAUGUCGACGAUGAAGAGCGCGGGAUGAAGUUAUCUACGAAGUAAUACGUACAGAGCACGGAUACAGGCUCUAAUGAGAGCCUCGUUCCCAGCAUCCGGAUAACUUCACACCUCGUCGCCGUCGCCAUGUUUGGAUUUGGCGGGCCAGCAGCGCCUGCCCGGGUCGCCACAGACCGCGUGGUGCCCGUAGGGUUCUUCGACAAUACCAUCAUCUUUCGCACGUUUGUGCUAUACACCCUCUUUGCAUUCGACGAUGUCCUCGAUCCGGAGAGGCUGCGCACGUCACUGGAGCGUGUGGUCGCGCGGCCUGGGUGGAACAAGUUGGGUGCGCGUGUGCGCAGAAAUGCAUCCGGUGACCUUGACCAUCAUAUCCCCGUCUCGUACUCCGAAGAGCGUCCUGCCAUCGGAUACGACCAUCUAGACCUGAGUGAUGUGAGCUUGGAGGACCAUCCUGCCGCGUCACACAUUCCCAAGCCACCUCAAGACGGCUACCCAGCCGUUGUAGGCGACCCCGACAAGCUGGUGGACCUCUACUCGGGCCCUGCGAUUCCCAAAGGCCUCAACGACUACAUAUACUCGGACAGGCCUGAGCUCGGGCUGCGCGUGGUAUCGUUCAAGAACAAGACCAUUGUGGUCCUCCACUGGAUUCACCUUGCGUUCGACGCCACCGCCAAAAAGGCGCUGCUUGAUGCGUGGAUGCUGAUGCUCCAGGGGAGGGAAGAUGAGAUCCCAGAGCCGCUCGCGCCAGACAACUAUAUCUUGGAGAAUGUUGGCAAGAAUGCGCCGCAACCCCACGCGCUCGCGAGCAACAGGGUGUACACCCUGGGACUUGUAACCUGGGUUCUCCGAAACAUCUACUCACUGGCGAUUAGCACUAAGGAACAUCGCAUGCUGUGUGUGCCGCCCGGCUUCCUGAACAAGCUGAGGAAGCAGGCCCUAGACGAGGUCAAAGAGAAGGCUGUCGAGGCCGGUCAAGAGGAUGUAUCCUUUCUCUCCGAGGGAGACGUGCUGCUUGCCUGGACGACGCGUCUGGCCAUGACGGCCAGUCUGUCGCGGGACUCGGAAACGACCGUCGCCGUCCAGCAAGCGUACCAAUUCCGACCUGUGCUCAAGGACCUGAACCCCGAAGGGCGGCCGUUCCUCAGUAACUGCGUCAGUUUCCUGGUCUCCUUGAUGCCUGCAAAGGACGUCCUCCAGAAGCCGCUGAGUCACUUGGCGUCGAGCAUCCGGAACUCGAUCAAGGAGCAGGGCACACGCGAGCAGGUCGAGGCGUACACGUCCCUCGUCCGCGAGGACCCGGCGAACCGCGCGCCUCCCUUCUUUGGCGAGAGCGGGAUGCAGCUCAUCAUGUUCUCCAACUGGUCAAAGUCCAACAUGUUUGCCACCGAUCUGUCCGCGGCGGCCGUGAACCCCAGGAGCGAGCCUUUGUAUCCGUCCUAUGUGCAGAGCGUGCAGGGCCCGUACAACUUCAGCGACGGCAUCAUUGUCGUUGGCAAGGACACGCAGGGCAACCACUGGCUGUCAGGAUACAGAGCUUGGGGCCUCUGGGGCCUCAUGGAGGAGGAGAUUGCCAGGCACAGGGCUUGAAUGAUGGUCGGGUCUGUUGUGACGGAGCGGGGGAUUCUCUAAAGAGUAAGAGAAUAAAGGGUGGUAGUAUGAGUCAUGACGAGGGGAGAAACUUGGCAAUCCAUUUGGACGUUGGGGUGGCUUGAGGCUAGAAUCUGGAUGGUUACAUGAUGCCGCUGGCUUACCCUGUACUCGACGCAAAUUACCAGCGAUUGGGAAAGCUUUAUGACUAAAUGUUAUUUGAUGAUUGAUCCGGCGACGGUGGAAACAGAUUGCGACUAAUUAUGUAGGCUGUCAUUUGAUCUGAACCUUUUCAAA